UUGACUGAGGCCAUCAAUAUAUUUCGCGAAUCACUUCGGUUAAUACAGCAUGACCAUCCCCGGCGCCAUCUACAUCUUCACAAUUUGAGCUCGGCAUUCUGCUCUUGUUUCAUGGAAACUCAAAAGAAUGAGGAUAUCGAGGAAGCCAUUCAACUCUGCCAAGAACCAUUGGCAGCUUUGCCUCCGCAGCACCCAGAUAGAUAUUACGACUGGCUGUGA
Suillus subalutaceus is the source of this 219-nucleotide messenger RNA. RefSeq lists its product as uncharacterized. The annotation marks the transcript as partial. NCBI's taxonomy places the organism in Eukaryota, Fungi, Basidiomycota, Agaricomycetes, Boletales, Suillaceae. The record is from RefSeq and is a predicted model, not a curated record. The transcript has a single exon.